Molecule: messenger RNA, 608 nt
Organism: Selaginella moellendorffii
Lineage: Eukaryota; Viridiplantae; Streptophyta; Lycopodiopsida; Selaginellales; Selaginellaceae
Exons: 4
Coding region: 1-555 (184 amino acids)
Source: RefSeq, a predicted model, not a curated record
AUGGCAAAGGGCGAAAGACGAAGGGCGCGGCGGAGAUGGGAGCGGUUUGGAAGAUUACCUCUGGCGGCGGAUGAGAAGGGUAAGAUAUACGCCAAAAUCCAUGACAUGCCACUCAGCCGGCUGCGGUCGCUCAUUCCCUCCUUUCUGGAUGAUGCCGCGGUGGCUGCUUCACUGAGAGAGGAGUUUCUGAAAAAAAGGAAAGCUGUUCCGAUGAUGAAAUUCAACCCGGACGCUCAAAGUUCAAUGCGACAACGAGUUGAAGAGCUGAAAACGACGAACUAUGUGUCGAUAAGCCUUGGAAAGGGCAAGUUUGUUGAUUGGAUCCAUGGGUCAGACAGUGACCCAAAGAACUGUGACCUCCCAAAAGAGCGUUGGGAAUCAGCGGUAGCACUCAAGGAGGCUCUCCACAGGGCUGGCUAUCGCCGUGGAGCGCCUUUGAGGGGCCCCAAGUACGACAUAACUAUAUAUGACUUCGACCGUCGUUGCUACGUGGAUGCGGAAGGUAAACCUCUGGAGGGCGGAGUCGAACCUUUGGAGAACGUAUAUGAGGGUUGAGGAUAUGUCUAGUGUAGAUAAAGAAGUCAAUUCCCAUGAAAAAAUAUGUCAAU